Heterobasidion irregulare TC 32-1 is the source of this 288-nucleotide messenger RNA. RefSeq lists its product as uncharacterized. The annotation marks the transcript as partial. The transcript has 3 exons. Lineage: Eukaryota; Fungi; Basidiomycota; Agaricomycetes; Russulales; Bondarzewiaceae. The record is from RefSeq and is a predicted model, not a curated record. Gene Ontology annotation, cellular component: mitochondrion.
GGGUCUAUUACCAGUGCCGAGGCAUUUCUGAAGGCAAUUGGCCGCUCCUCCGAGACCAAAGUAUCGUACGAGGCUUGGGAUCAGCUAUGGAGAACCAAUGGCCAUGACCUCAAAAAAGCUGGUCUGUCCGUUCAAGACAGGAGGUAUAUCCUGUGGGCAAUGGAGAAAUAUCGUCUUGGUAAAGACCCAUCUGAAUUUGCCUACGAGGUUAGUAAGAAGAAGAAGAUUAGAGGGUGGGGACCAGCCGUACAGAAUGGAAAAAGGAUACGUUCGCGUCGGCACCAGUAA